This is a messenger RNA of Planococcus citri (citrus mealybug), 1740 nucleotides long. Its product is annotated as vesicular glutamate transporter 2-like. NCBI's taxonomy places the organism in Eukaryota, Metazoa, Arthropoda, Insecta, Hemiptera, Pseudococcidae. Gene Ontology annotation, cellular component: membrane. Gene Ontology annotation, molecular function: transmembrane transporter activity. The record is from RefSeq and is a predicted model, not a curated record. The transcript is spliced from 10 exons. The coding region runs from base 193 to 1587 and encodes 464 amino acids. Gene Ontology annotation, biological process: monoatomic anion transport; transmembrane transport.
AAUAAACCAAGAUCAGGAAAAAAAGAAACAUCUGAAACGAUAGAUUCAUCACCGGUACUUAGUUGGUUUCUGUGAUCGUAAAAAUGUCUGUGAUUUUUAACAAACACCUUUUCUCGUUAAAUUCAAAAAGUUAAUGCAUUGAAUUUCAAUUUUUGCUCCUGUACGAAAAGUUCCACUCACAAGCUUUAAAAAAUGUCCAAAGCAGUAUCCACGGUCAUCACCCUAUACUUGAUGUGCUUUUUGGGAUAUUCGAUGCACUACAUGCUGCUCACUAAUUUGAAUAUCGCCAUAACAAACAUGGUGGAUAAGCCAUCACAUGGCAACGCUUCUCAUCACAACAUUACCACAGAUACAAAAGAAGAAAAAUUCCACUGGAAUGAAGUACAACAAGGUGUAGUCCUAGGAAGUGUGUUCUGGCUACUAUGGUUAUCCCAUCCUGUAGGAGGCAUUUUUGCUCAAAAUUUCGGCGCCAAACGAGUCUUCGGAUUUUCCAUAUUAUUAGGCAGUGCCAUAAAUGUCCUUCUACCUAUAGCUGCCGCAGUGAAUUAUCGAUUAUUAGCCAGUCUUCGAAUGAUCCAAGGAUGUAUCGUGGGAUUGUCAUUUCCGAGCACUUUUGUCGCUGUUCCUCAUUGGGUAGCUCCUCACAACAGAGGGAAAUUUCUGACUUGUUUCUUAGGCAUAUCAUUUGGUUCUGCUGUCACGUACUUCAUCAGCGGAUUUAUUAUGAAAUUUUAUGGCUGGAAAGCGGUGUUUUAUUCAAUAGCUGGACUUGGGUUCGUGUGGUGUGCUGCUUGGAAACAUCUCAUGUUUGAUAAACCAGAAUACCAUCCGAGACUUUCCAUCGAAGAUAGAAAAACCAUCCAGGAUAAAACACAAGGAGCUCAGUUCUCCAGCAGAGUUAAAAUUCCAGUGCCUUGGAGACGUAUUCUGCUCUCUCUUAUCGUCCACUCCAAUAUUAUUGGACAAUUUGGAAUUAUGUGGACAAUAUUUGUCAUAACCAUUUACGCUCCUCGAUACAUGAGCUUUUUUCACCAUCUUACUCCAGAAAGAACAGGAGUAUGGUCUUCGUUCCCUCAUCUGUUCAGGAUUGUGGUCUCAUUAUGUUUCGCCGUCUAUUCGGAUCGAUUGAUCAAGAAGCAAGUUCUGUCCACCACAACUGUCAGGAAAUUAGCUACAUUCAUAAGUCACGUUCUCACUGGACUCCUGAUGAUUUGUCUGGCAUAUUUUGGUCACAUUUUGGCUGUAGCUGAAAUAGUGAUUUUCUCCAUUAUGGGACUCAGUGGAACAGCUGCAAGUGGAGGUAUUGUAGGAUUAAUCGAUAUUAGUCCUAAUUUUGGAGCCAUUCUCCAAGGAUUAUGCGGUGUUUGCAGUCACACUGCUGGAUUCUUAAUCCCGACCUUAGUCGGAUACUUGACAUUGAACCAGGACACAGUCGAACAAUGGCAAAAAGUAUUCUUCAUCAGCGCCGCCAUCAGCAUCUUGACCGGACUUCAAUUCAUUUUCAUCUGGGACUCGCGAGUCCAAGAAUGGAAUUUCGUCGAAGAAAAGAUCAAAGAAGACAAGAAAACGUUAAACGAGAUACGUUGAUUUACACUCGAUUAAUAUUUUUAUAUUGAAAAUGAAUACGUGUGUAUUUUAUCUUAAACAUCAGCAAUUAUACUUGCUUCUUUCAUACUCUUCAUCUCGAUCAUCUUUUUAUAUAACAUUUAAGACGAAGUAAAAUACAUCUCUUAAAACGUA